Molecule: messenger RNA, 1664 nt
Organism: Capsella rubella
Lineage: Eukaryota; Viridiplantae; Streptophyta; Magnoliopsida; Brassicales; Brassicaceae
Product: ribosome-binding ATPase YchF
Exons: 11
Coding region: 112-1380 (422 amino acids)
Cellular component (GO): cytoplasm
Molecular function (GO): GTP binding; ATP binding; ATP hydrolysis activity
Source: RefSeq, a predicted model, not a curated record
UUAGUAAUAGGAGGCUAUAGAAAAAAAAGAUAACCAUUAAAACAAGAGAGACGACGAGAUUUUAGAAAUUUUUAAGGUGAGAGGCUGAGAAAAUUGAGUCAGUCAUACACGAUGGCGAGAGCAGCUUGUAGCAGUGUAGUCACGGCUCUCUCUUUCAUACCUUCCAAGACUCUUCUCUCUAGUAGAAACCAGCUCCUUUUCUCCGCUGAAUCCAAGUUCGUCGGAGUUUUGACUCUCCACAAACGAUGCUUUGCCUCCAAAGUAAGCAUGAGCUUGAAAGCUGGAAUCGUCGGUCUUCCUAACGUUGGCAAGUCUACUCUCUUUAACGCCGUCGUUGAAAAUGGAAAGGCUCAAGCUGCUAAUUUUCCCUUUUGCACGAUUGAGCCCAAUGUUGGUAUUGUUGCUGUUCCUGAUUCUCGUCUUCAUGUUCUCUCCAAACUCAGUGCUUCUCAGAAAAUUGUCCCUGCAUCCAUUGAGUUUGUGGACAUCGCUGGUCUCGUCAAGGGUGCUAGUCAGGGAGAAGGUUUAGGCAAUAAGUUCUUAUCUCACAUCCGAGAAGUUGAUUCCAUCCUCCAGGUGGUGCGAUGUUUUGAGGACAAUGACAUUAUUCAUGUCAAUGGCAAAGUUGAUCCCAAGUCUGACAUUGAUGUCAUCAAUCUCGAACUUAUUUUCUGCGACUUAGAUCAGAUUGGUAAAAGGAUUGAAAGACUUAAGAAAGGGAAGGCUAAGGAUUCACAAUCCAAAGUCAAGGAGGAAGCUGAAAAAUCUGCUUUGGAAAGAAUUCAGGAAGCUCUUCUGGAUGGAAAACCUGCACGAGCAGUUGCAUUGUCGGACCUCGAGAUGGAAGUUGUAAAGCAUCUUUGCUUGCUUACAAUGAAGCCUAUGAUCUAUGUGGCCAACGUUGCGGAAACUGAUCUUGCUGAGCCGGAGAAGAAUGCUUAUGUUGAAGAAGUAAAGGGUCUUUCUUCUGAUUUGCAGUCAGGACAUGUGGUUGUUUCAGCACAGGUUGAGUCUGAGCUAACCGAACUUCCACUUGAAGAACGCACAGAAUAUUUGAACUCUCUAGGUGUCAGUGAAAGUGGCCUCGGGAACCUUAUCAGGGCAACAUACAGCCUGCUAGGUUUGCAGACAUAUUUCACUUCUGGUGAAAAGGAAACAAGAGCAUGGACAAUACACGCAGGCAUGACUGCAUCACAAGCUGCUGGCGUCAUUCAUUCUGACUUUGAGAAAGGUUUCAUUAGAGCUGAGACUGUUGCAUAUGAUGAUUUUGUCUCUGCUGGGUCUCUUGCAGCAGCAAGGGAGAAAGGACUUUUGAGAUCAGAGGGUAAAGAGUAUAUUGUUAAAGAAGGAGAUGUGAUGCUUUUCCGCUUCAACGUAUAGCUACAUAACCCUGAGAUCUUAUCAUCUUAAUCUGCACGGCUUCUUAUUACAUUGAGAUUUCAUUGCUCUUGGUUUUGCAAAAUAUAGUGAUACCUUUCUUUUACUCUUUUUAUACGGCAGUAAUUCUAUAUGAAACAAAGAUGUGAGAUGUAUAAGUUUGGUAGGGCAAGAGAUGACAUAUUUCAUGGGAUUGGCAAUGAGAAUUUAUUGCAAUAAUCAUGUGUAAUGACGACAACCAUACCAUUUUAUAUGAAUCUCAUAAUAAUGUAUACUUAGAUUCAUCU